AUGGCCCGUUUGGGUCAAGGUCAGGUCACUUGUGAAAGAACGGCCUUCCUCGCGCGAAGUCGUGCUCACCUGCUGCUCACGUUGUCCCGUCUCUUGGCUUUGACUAUUUUAUUUUCUGUUUCAUUUAGGAAAUACCUUGUAAGUAGGACAAAACAAGAGAAAAAAAAAAGAAGAGAACUCUCUGAAGGAACAGAAACAAGAAAAUUUAAAGAUGCUUUUGAGCUUAUUUGAUACAGGAAAGAUGAAGCAAAUAGGAUUAUCACGAAUUUAAAGGUGGGCAAUGAGAGCUUUGGGUUUGAUGUAAAAAAGCUGAUGUUGCUGAAGAUUCUAAAAGAUUAUGACAGAGAAAGCCACAGGGAAAAAAUCACCUUUGAAGAUUUUAAUUUAGUGACAGACUGGAUAUUGGAAAGAGAUCCACAUGAAGAAAUACUUAAGGCAUUUAAACUAUUUGAUGAUGAUGAUUCUGGCAAAAUAAGCUUGAGGAAUUUGCGACGUGUUGCCAGAGAAUUGGGUGAAAAUAUGAGCGAUGAAGAACUUCGGGCUAUGAUAGAAGAAUUUGAUAAAGAUGGGGAUGGAGAAAUAAAUCAAGAGGAGUUCAUUGCUAUUAUGACUGGUGACAUUUAAAGAAUUUCAAGGAUAAAUAAUAAGAAUGUUACAGUAACCAUCUUAUAUAUUCUAUUUUUGUGCCUGGAGCCAUUUAGAAAAGAAACCAACUUAGUUCUUUUUUUCCAAAACGACAAAAACUAAACAUCUUCUGUUUUUGUAUUUUACUACUGUUAAGUUUCUUUGUAUGAACAGUGUUGUUAGUA
This is a messenger RNA of Castor canadensis (American beaver), 809 nucleotides long. Lineage: Eukaryota; Metazoa; Chordata; Mammalia; Rodentia; Castoridae. The record is from RefSeq and is a predicted model, not a curated record.